Molecule: messenger RNA, 1199 nt
Organism: Mandrillus leucophaeus (drill)
Lineage: Eukaryota; Metazoa; Chordata; Mammalia; Primates; Cercopithecidae
Gene: GGCT
Product: gamma-glutamylcyclotransferase
Exons: 4
Coding region: 146-646 (166 amino acids)
Molecular function (GO): gamma-glutamylcyclotransferase activity
Source: RefSeq, a predicted model, not a curated record
GACCGGCCCACGCUUCCCGCCAGUCCCCUAACCCUGAGUCUGCGGCGCGGCUGUCAUUGCGCGGGAGUAGUGGGCCGCAGUGCUGCGUGCUCUGGCCGCUCCUUGCAGCUCUGCUCCAGGCUCCGGUGCAGACGUGUAGUGGGACAUGGCGAACUCGGGCUGCAAGGACGUCCCGGGUCCGGAUGAGGAGAGUUUUCUGUACUUUGCCUACGGCAGCAACUUGCUGACCGAGAGGAUCCACCUCCGAAACCCUUCGGCGGCGUUCUUCUGUGUGGCCCGCCUGCAGGAUUUUAAGCUUGACUUUGGCAAUUCCCAAGGCAAAACAAGUCAAACUUGGCAUGGAGGGAUAGCCACCAUUUUUCAAAGUCCUGGCGAUGAAGUGUGGGGAGUAGUAUGGAAAAUGAACAAAAGCAAUUUAAAUUCUCUGGAUGAAUGGAGAAAGAAACAUCACACUGCCUUUCAGAAUCAGGGAAAUCACCCUUGCAAGCACAAGACAAGAAUGUGGGAUAGAGACCCCAACAUUCCUGUUCAGAACCCAAGCUUAGCUGUCUGUUGGCAGGCCCAAUCAGGUCAUGGCACCUGUAAUAGAUUAUUUGCAUGGGUGCAAAAGAAAAUGGUUUGCCGCUGGAGUAUCAAGAGAAGUUAAAAGCAAUAGAACCAAAUGACUAUACAGGAAAGGUCGCAGAAGAAAUAGAGGACAUCAUCAAAAAGGGGGAAACACAAACUCUUUAGAACAUAACAGAAUAUAUCUAAGGGUAUUCUAUGUGCUAAUAUAAAAUAUUUUUAACACUUGAGAACAGGGAUCUGGGGGAUCUCCAUGUUUGAUCCAUUUGCGGCAGUGCGCUGAAGGAGUAUCUUACUUGGGUGAUUCCUUGUUUUCAGACUAUAAAAAGAAACUGGGAUAGGAGUUAGACAAUUUAAAAGGGGCGUAUGAGGGCCUGAAAUGUGUGACAAGUGAAUGUGAGUACCCCUUCUGUAAACACUGAAAGCUAUUCUCUUGAAUUGAUAUUAAGUGUUUCCUUGCUCUGGUAAAAGAUAGAUUUGUCGCUUGAUGAUGGUGCUGGUGAAUUGCUCUGCUCUGUCUGAGAUUUUAAAAAAUCAGCUUAAUGAGAGUAAUCUGCAGAGAAUUGAUAAUAACAUUUUGAAAAUUGGAAAGAUGGUAUACUGUUUUUAGAGGAAUAAACGUAUUUGUGGUUUAA